AUGAAGCACCUCGCAGCUUACCUUCUUCUCGGCCUCGGAGGCAACACCUCCCCCUCUGCCGCCGAUGUCAAGGCCGUCCUUACCUCAGUCGGUAUUGACGCUGAUGAGGACCGCCUGAACAAGCUUAUCUCUGAGCUCGAGGGCAAGGACAUCCAGCAGCUCAUCGCUGAGGGUUCCGAGAAGCUCGCUUCCGUUCCUUCUGGUGGUGCCGGUGGCGCUUCCGGUGGUGCUGCCGCCGCUGGUGGUGCCGCUGAGGAGGCCAAGGAGGAGGAGAAGGAAGAGGAGAAGGAGGAGUCCGACGAGGAUAUGGGCUUCGGUCUCUUCGACUAA
Molecule: messenger RNA, 330 nt
Organism: Fusarium pseudograminearum CS3096
Lineage: Eukaryota; Fungi; Ascomycota; Sordariomycetes; Hypocreales; Nectriaceae
Exons: 2
Coding region: 1-330 (109 amino acids)
Biological process (GO): cytoplasmic translational elongation
Cellular component (GO): ribosome; cytosolic large ribosomal subunit
Molecular function (GO): structural constituent of ribosome
Source: RefSeq, a predicted model, not a curated record